CUGGAGCCCCCUCCCCCUUUCUCUGUCUCUCUCCUCCGUUCGGGUCCGACCCGACACGACCCGAUCCCUAGGCGCGACCCGGCCGGACCUUUGCCCUCUCUUCUCGCCUCUACGCCCGCUUUGUCGCCCGCCGUCUUCACGUGCUUACAACACUCUCUCUUACCGCCCCUAUUCGUCGUCUCCGUUACCACUCACUCGCACGCUUCUUCGGCGUCCACACCCGCCCCGGCGUCCCCUCGGAAUUCCGAAAUAACCGACGUAGAGUUUCCGCGCACGGUCCUUCCUCCACCUCCCUCCGUCGACUCCUACUUCGGCACCGGCGGUGAACCAUCGCCCCGCUCCUUCCACGUAGACUCGCAGCCGCGAGACACGCGUUGGUUUGUGAAACCGGCUUGAAGGACACACGCAUACGUAGGCAAACACAUACACACCGACCGGCAAGGCGCGCGCGCGCUCGCUCGCACACCCUCGACGGCGACCAACUGCAGCCUGUGUGUAAAAGAAGAGAGAUACUCGUUGAAAAGCGCGCGGCUAGAGUGCUGCACACUCCUGGCCGACGUUUAGCUUCGAAGGCUUUCAAGCUUUGCCAGACUACUACCACUACUACCGCUGCUGCUGUUACUACUACUACUACCACUAUUACUACUACUACUACUACGCUUUCCGAGUGCGCCGCGCGAAGAUCGAAGGAGGGACAGAGGAAGUAGAGUGAAGGAGGAGUCGAUAGAGAGAUCGACGACCUUCGCCGUCGUCUUAUCACCGAGCCAAGGAGCGGCCGUCAUCUCGCCUAAAACCGGCCGGAGCCUAAUCGCUGUCGAUAUAGCUUCACCUCUUCGCUUCUUCUUACUCCGGUGAGAUAUCUCUCUCCAUCCCUGUCCCGCCCGUCCCCCCGCGCCAGCAGCUUUCGCCCUCUCGGAGAUUAUCGAGCGGGUAACGCGUGUGCCAUCGCCUCCUUCACACGGCCUACGAGCAAAGAGUCGCAAAAUCGCUAACCGUCGACGACGACGCCUACGUAAGUCCGCCGCACUUCUUGGGCUAACUCGCCGCGACGGAAUCGAUAUCGGGCGAGAGAGCGUGCGAGAGAGUGGAGCAGCGACGUCGAUAAGCCACGCUCGAAACAGCCGACGUCGUCGCUGAUAAACGCGAGUCCCGCGAGACGGUUAUAUUCGCCUCGCGACUACCACGAGGAAGAGGGCGACGCGCGGGUUCCGAGAGGGAAGGUCGAGAUCGCGACGCCGAGUUCCACGCGGAAGAUCCACGACGACAUACAGGAAGAAGCCGCGGGUCGUCGCGCGUUCAUGGGACACUAAGUUCGUCGCAUCGCGCUUAAACGGCAGAUCCUCUUCUUUGCCGUAAGGUACACAGUCUGAAGUAGUUGCACGACUCCGCGGGAUUUCGGUUGGGUGUGCGAACAGUGAAGAGAGGGAGAGAAAAGGAGAGAGAGGAGGGGUGUGUGAGUGUGUGCGAACGUGUUUGAGCGAGCGAGUGGGGCGUGAAAGAACGAAAGAGAGAAAGAGAGGGAGAGAUUGACGACAGGUGAGAGUGGUGGAACGCAAGGGUUCACUGUUGGGCACCGCGAAAUCCCGGGAACGAGUGCCGACGAGCCGUCGCGCGAGGUGGUCGUACUCCAUAAAUCGAAACGUGUAUAUCCUUGGCAAGAUCAGUUCGAUCGACGUGAGUGAACGCGACCAGAGGGAAGGAGACCUCGACCACGAGGAAAGGAAGGUUUAGGAAGGAAGAGAGAGAUAGAGAGAGAUAGGAGAGGGAGAUCGGUGUAGUCGGUGGUCGUAGAGUCGGACUACUCGUAGAGGUCAGCGACGGGGAUACUCGGUCUUCCAGGAGUGGAAGAAUGGCAAUGGUCAACAUGACUAGCCUACUGAACGGCAAGGACUCGCGGUGGCUGCAGCUAGAGGUUUGCAGGGAGUUCCAGCGCAACAAGUGCACCAGGCCCGACACGGAGUGCAAGUUCGCCCAUCCGCCAGCUAACGUCGAGGUGCAGAACGGACGGGUCACCGCCUGCUACGACAGUAUCAAGGGUCGGUGUAACCGGGAGAAGCCGCCGUGCAAGUAUUUCCAUCCUCCACAGCAUCUGAAAGACCAACUCCUGAUAAACGGUCGCAACCACCUAGCAUUGAAAAACGCACUGAUGCAGCAGAUGGGCCUUACGCCGGGUCAGCCUCUCGUGCCUGGCCAGGUACCAGCAGUGGCGACGAAUCCGUACCUGACCGGUAUGCCGCAGGUGGGCAAUACAUACAGCCCGUACUUCGCGCCCAGCCCGAUAAUGCCGGCGAUAAUGGGCCCGGCAGACCCGACGGGCGUCGGCAGUCCGCUCGGCGUGGUGCCGCAGACGGUGGCGAUGCCGCAGAAGAUGCCGCGUACCGACCGCCUCGAGGUAUGUCGCGAGUUUCAACGCGGGGCGUGCAAACGCGGCGAGACGGAGUGCCGGUUUGCGCACCCCCUCGAGACGGUGCAGGCGAACGAGGACGGCUCUGUGACGGUCUGCAUGGACGCUGUCAAGGGCCGAUGCAAUCGGGACCCCUGCCGCUAUUUCCACCCCCCUCUGCACCUUCAAGCCCACAUUAAGGCCGCACAAUCUCGGGCUAGCAUUGCGACGGCGACAAUGCCGACGAACGUGACGGGAAUAGAUGCGUUGGCUGGCGGAGUAUCAGGAGUGCCGGCAACUGCGAUGCCCGGAGGACUUCAGAGCGCCGGUAUGGCGAGCAUCGAGCUCGGCAAGAAGCGGAUGCGCGACUCCAAUGAUGAUCUGCUAAUGAUGGACAUGAAGUCUGUCGGGUCGUUCUACUACGAGAACUUUACCUUCCCAGGGAUGGUUCCGUAUAAACGACCGGCGGCCGACAAGUCCGGCGUGCCGGUCUAUCAGCCUACCGGCGCGACGACCUAUCAGCAGUUAAUGCAGCUGCAGCAGCCCUUCGUGCCUGUGUCAUGUGAGUACACUGGAACACCACCCCUACCCACCCAAACCUCUAACCAAUCGGUCGUGCAACCCCCGAACGUGCAAAGCAACCACCACGCGAUGGUGGUGCAGUCCUCCUCCUCCCAGGGAGCCGCUGGCGCCACAGUCAAUAACUGCGCCGACGCCAACAAUGGCGUGCUGAUGGAUCCCUGCAACAAUCCGCCGCCGCCACCUCCGACCGCCGACAAUAACAGUAACAAUAAUAACGGCAAUAACAAGCAGCCGGUGACCGCACAGAAUCACGACGCCGAAAACGCGCGUAACUCCCCCGAAUUGAAACACCCGAGCCCGUCGUCGUCGCUGCAGCAGCAGCAGCUACACCAACAUCAGCAGCAGCAACAGAUCAACCAGCUGGCGCUGUCGGCGGCUGCGUGCGUGCCGCCGGCGAUGAGUCCGUUGACCUCGAUGGCCGGCUUGACCUCGAUGCCCGGCGUGGUGAACAUGGCCUCGAUGGCCUCGAUGGCCUCCAUGGCGAAUAUGCCGUCUAUAACGAACAUGAGCUCCGUCGGUAGCUACAAUGCCUCGAACAUGGCGAGUCUGAACAUGCUCAACAGCCUCGGUAUGGCGUCCGGCUUACCAGCCUCGGCUCUCGAUCCCGCGGCUCUCGCUAAAGAGGUCGCCCAGAAGAACUACGCCAAGGCCAUCAAGCUGUCGCAGGCGCCGCAGUCUUACGCCGGCAUCAGCCAGCUCGCCGCGCUCAAUUACACCGGCGUCGCUCUGAACAAGCAGAACCUCGUGAAUCCCGCGGCCGCCGCCGCCGCGGCCGCCGCCGGGAAUCCCGCGGUGGCUGCCGGUCUUCAGGCCACCGCGGCCACUCCCAGACCGGUCAUCCCGGGUCUGGCCGGUAUCCCGGGCGCCUUGACCUCUCCGUUGUCCGCGGGCAUCCUGGCCUACUCGAGACCGCCGCCCACCGCGACACCUAUCAAUCCCUAUUCCCUCAUCAGACAGCAGAUCUUGCCGAAUCCCUACGUCCAGGCGUCGAUACCGACCGUGCCUGGUGCGACCGUGCAGACCACACCCUACGUCCAGAAUCCGUACGCCGUGUUGCCCGGGGUAGCCGGCGUACCGGCCGGCGUUGCGGCCGCGGGUGUCCCGCAGAUACCGCAGAUCGGCAAUCCGGCGACGAUAGCGGCCCAGCCGCAGGUGGCGAUCCCCGUGAGCUCCGGCGUCAUCAUGCAGCCGUACAAAAAGAUGAAGACCUCGUAAAUACCCCCUCGCACGCCGCCGGCUCGGGAAGGCUCGUCACGAGAGUGCCGCCGCCUUCUCUUCUCUCCCUCGCGAGAACGAGAGUUCCGCCGACGACGACUGCGUCGUUAGUGGCGCCUCUUAGAUUAUUCUAGAGUAUCUUUACGAUUAGCAGUCAAUUUCGCGUACACACACGCGUACGUAUGCACGAACGAUCCGCGGGGUUAUUUAGCUAUUUAGGACAGUCUAGCGAGUGAGAGAUAGCGGCUGUAAUCACCAGUCUGGUGUAUUUUGCUUCUUCGAGAGAUCGAUACGUUCAGCCGGAAAUUCGUCCGGGUGGACUGCGAGACGUACAUCCGUUCGCGUGAUCAGGUGGGAAUUAAUUGUAGAGUAUCGGGCAUUCCCGACAGGAAGGAUCGCAAGCUAUGCGCACACCGGGCCUCGGUACAAACGCCCUCUUUUCGUACCUUCUUAUUCCCACUUUUUUUAUAUUUCGCUGGUACGAGUAGAGCGAGCACGUGUAACUUUGGCUGUCUGAGAGAGCGAGAGAGAAAAGUAAAUCGAAUUGCAAUUGUUUUAGCUUUAAUCUAUUUAAUAUUGCGCGGGAGAAAAAGUCGUGUUUAAUUCAUCAGCGGGACGGUGGAAAACGUGCGUGACACCGAUAUUAAAUAGCCGGUGCCGAAGAAAGAGUAAAAGAAAAAAAAUAACAGAGAAAGAGAAAAAACGAGAGAUCGGUCUCCGUUCGCGAGAGGGACAGAAUGUUUAACUGAGCGACUGCGGCGAGGCGAGAAGUGGCAGAUGCUGGUAUAAAGGAAAAAAAAAAGAGAAAAUGAGAGAAAAGGCAACAAAAAAAAAAUGGAGGAGAAUGAAAACAAGUUCCGAAAAUAGAUUCAUUUUCUAGUCAGACAUUGUCGGUGAACAGUGCCUUAUUGACCCGAUUCCAUUUGGAGCGUUUUGAGCGUACAAGAGAGAAAGAGAAACGGCGACGACGAGCAACGCGAGGAGAUACCGGGAUCCUUUCCCGUCAUAUUGCCCGCUUGUUCGAGUGACUAAGGAAGAUACGUGACUACCGUUCCGAUCUUGUUUCUGUCGAAGUGAAUCUGGAACGACUUGCCGGUCGAAAACCGCGUUCGAGAGAGAAAAAGAGGAAGAGAGAGAGAAAGAGAGAGGGCGAGAGAGCCUGCGGAGAUAUCGAGCGUGGUUGGAGCCACAUGGAUUUCUAUAGUCCUUUAUUUUAUAUAUUUUAAUGUUCUCGUAGGAUAAAGAAAAAAGGGCGACUUUUGCGACGCACUUUUCGUCAAUCAGGUCGAUCGAGCUUCGCCGAUUUAUUUAGCGCCUAGUUUACAGUGGAGAACUAUCGAAAGUGUUAUGUGUCGUUGCGUGACUCUGUUUUGUUUUAUCCUGUUUUUUCCUCUCUUUUUCUUAUUUUAACGAUAGGGUAAACGGUGAAUUAGUCAAUUCGCGCCCGCGUUCGGCGCCGCAAUAUUUUGCCCUUUUUAUUUCGGGAGUACACCAAUUUCUGUGUUAUUAGCUCAUUCGUCCAAAUUUUAUCGUGUAACGUCCGCCACAAGCAAGACGAAAAAUCGACGCUCGGCCUAUUGUCACGUUACGCGCGAGAUACUUGCCUUUAAGUCCGUAGUGUUAAUUAAUGUUCGCGAUCAGAGUUCUCGAGAAUGAUUAUCGUCCGUAGCCGAGUCGUUUUAUUAGAGAUCUUAUUUCGCUUGUUUAUGUACACUAGCAAAAAUUCGAAAUUUUAUUCGCUCGUUUAUCGCGGAUGUUCCGUUAACGAGGCUAUAAAAAUAGUCGCGCCUUAGCGUUACUUAGCAUAUUGUUGAGAGAAAAAGAAAGCUGUUUUCUUCGUUAUCGUACCGAUAACGAUGUCGGAGUUGUGCCGUGAAUAUUUGUACGAGACUCGUGCCGCGAAUAUGUUUGUUAAUGUUUACCGAGAACAGGUUGUUUUGAAAAUUUUUAUUGAUUUGACUUGUACUUUUAAUUGUUUAAUUUAAGUGUACACCACACCUGUGCGUGUGGUAACGUAUAUUUCCUAGAAACACCUUGCACACAUCGACGCGCAUAAACUCGACCGGAAAUAGUGCGAUAUUUCCGGCGGGUCCUUAGUUGUCCUAUAGUUAUACACGUAGGAUCUAGGCAUGUAAUCGUUCGUUUUAUUUAGUGUACUAUCUUUAGCGUUAAGCGUGCUCGGACACAACGUACUCUUCUAUCCUGACUCGGAUUCAAUUCGGGGGAGUUUGUUGCACACGGUGUGAACUUCGUCAAUUGCGACCUACGAGCUUAUGCAUUUCACCGAGAGAGAGAGAGAGAGAGAGAGAGAGGGAUGAAAGAAGUGCGAAAAAGCGAGGAAAAGAGAGGGAACAGAGGAAACGAGAAAGAAACACAAGAGAUGAGAAUAAGAAACGGCGUGUCCGCGAAACACGCGGAUGCAUUUACGUGAAGCUCGAGAGUGAGAGAGAGAGAGAUAGAGGGAGGAGGAUGAGAGAAAGAGUAAAAACGGUCGGUCUAACUUCGGGGGCGGUGAGACGGAAGGAGAAGCGUCUCGUCGAUCACUCUUCGAAGGUGGAAGGAAAAAAAACGAGUUCACAUGCGCAUCAUAGUACACGACCGCACAAACAUUACACCUAAGACACUCACACGAGUUACAUGAUAGACACUGCGUAUAUUUUUAUUAAUUAUAUGCCGGAGAGAAGAGAAAGAGAGAACGGGAAGCGCGACGCGGGACGCGGGACGUUACACCGAGGGAGAUUCGCGUGCUUUUUGGGAGGAUGCGAAGAAAUGCGCGCUACAACCUACUUUUCUAUUUCUCUUUCUCUUCUUGCCGCUUAUCCGCGUUCACGUGUCUGCCAGUGAUUUGAAAAAGUUCGUUUAAGUCCGGAUGCAUAGUUAAACAUCCGCAUGCAUACAUACGCGUGCGUGGUUUGUAAAUAAUUCUUUUCUUUAUACACGUUACGAAACCGGAAAGAGGAGACAUGUCUGUCGCAUGCAUUAGAGUUAUACAUAUAUAUACAUGCAUAUAUACAUAUAUAUAUGUAUAUAUGUAUAGGCGUGUACAAUGUACCGAGAGCACUCGCUGGCACGUAUAGCGGAGAAUAAACGAAACGGCCGGUCGUAUCGUAAUUUCGCGGACUGGAAAACCGGGCGAACGAAUUGUACGACGGUAGGAAUUUGUGUACUCGAAAACGCGGAAGAACAGAAUGAGGUAUUCCCGAGGAUCCCGGCGCGUACAUACACGUACCAGGGUGUGUACGUGCGCACACCACGCGAGAGAGCGAGAUUUACUUUCGGCGAGCCGUUCGGCAAAAAUCCACUCGGCGCCAAGUUCGUGGUAUACACGCCGCUGAAAAUGUACAUUACGAAUCGCGCGGGUCUAAUUUUAAUCCCCUCGUCGUGACGCGACUCGAGAGAUGGAAUUGCAAUCACCGGGAAAUUUAUUCGGAUUGCGUUACACCGCAUCUUUCGCCGGCGGUGAGCAACGUCGUCGCGCUCCGGCAGAGCGGCGACGAGGGGAAGCGGACGGAGCGUGUGCAUUUCCUCAAUUCCUCCGGUUCUUCCGCGAUAUUAGAAACAACUUCUUCCGACGGGUCACAAUGUGUCACCUACGCACAAGACUGUAGAGCGAGGUCGUUUUUGCCGAUUCUGGAGACCGGCGGCUCUUAACUCGCGUGAUAGGGUCGGGUCGCGAAGCAAUUCUCUCAUGGAUAUCCAUUCUCGCUCGUUAAUACUCAACCAAUUGUCCGUUGUUCACAUUAUAAUCUCCGACUUUGCACAUAGAUAAGUAUUUAACGCGUUUAACAGUUUCACAACCUGGGCAUAAAUUUCUCAUAUAUAUAAUUAUAUACAUUUGUAUAUAAUUACAUCCAAUUAUGUGUAAUUAUAUAUAAUUAUAUUUAAUCAUAUAUGUGAAAAAUUUUUCCCGGGGAGUGAUCACUUGCGAAAGACUUUUCUCGUGGCCUACUGUCCAUCUAGUCCUGAAGACUGAAGUUCGCGAAGUCAUUAUUCAUUUGAGCCAAUGAUGUAUCAUGAACGUUCGUUCCGACGACUCAUUUUAAUCGUGAUCCAUGAACUGAUUCCACAACGCAAAGAACAGUCGAGUCUCAUUUGAGCCACUCACAAGCCGGAGAUGAGAUUACGAGCCGCCGUUGCUCUAGAAGUCGAGAAUCCUCGAGAGUGUACCACGGUCUUCCAUAACGAACGCCAAGCGACAGAACUCUUCAAGGCGAAUGCAUUCUACUUCGUGCUCUCGUGUCUCACGAGCGGGAGAAUUUGCGCGAAGCUCACUCGUCCCCGGAGAAGAAAUUGUUUCUAGCCUUACGACGAACGCGCGUGCGGACGAUCUUUUGUGAUAAUAUGUAAUGUAUUACACUGACGUACACACGUACACACGCACACAUCAUUCUCGCAUAAGCGUGGGCACCGGAGUACACUAGGAUCUCGGGCCUUUCGGUGACCUUGCACGGCGUCAAUCUAACAUUUGCAUAGAUAUACAUGCAACAUACACACACACACGACACCGGUACUUAUGACGCCAUCAGACGUCGCGAUCGCACGUCGUGGCGUCAUACGUGACGUCGUCGGCGCUGAAAAGGGCUCGAGUGGGUGACGAUGUGCACACGGUCAUCCACGUGCACAAAGUCUUGAAACGGCCUUGGACAAGAGCCGGAGACACUCGGCGAAUGAAGUGCGCAAUGAAGUCCCGUAUUCGACUUCGCGACAAGGCUCUACAAUUAAGGUCCGACUUCUCGGCCUCGUGAGAGUUAGUGAAAGUCGAUGAAGACAAGCUGAAUUACAGAUUACGGACCGACACAUUUUAGGGUUCCUCAAAACUUGAUGUCUACAAAUUAUAUACGUACAUUAUCGAGAGGAGGAUGGCUGGUUUUUUUAAAUUCACACCGAGAGCCCGGAAUCGCGUUCCGGCGCGACGCGCCGCUCCGCCGGAGCAGCGCGUCGUCACCGCCGUUGUUGUUGCACCGUAGAGAAGCGUUUCCUUAGAACUGUGAUUGUUUUGUCGCAAGGCUAACUAACCGCGUACUUCCAUAAGAGGGAUGUUCGUUAUAUUUUACUAGAGGAGAGUUAUUCUUUUAAAAAAAGUAUGUGUAUUAGAGUAGCGUCUCUCGUGCGUGUACGAAUGAACGUCGGGGACGAGACGAGAGACGAUGACGUAGAAGAGACUAAAAACGCAGUCCCGUGUUUUCGGUGUGACGUCGGCUUAAAAACAGCGGAAGUGCCUUCCCCUUGCACUCUAUACACCAUUGCACACAGAGAGAGAACACGUAUACAACAGAUACAUUUAUUUAGACUCGCGACACAAGAGAGAGAAGCACUACUUACGAUUUAAAAGAAAGAGGAAAAGAAAAUAACUUACCCGA
Messenger RNA from Dinoponera quadriceps, 9540 nucleotides. RefSeq lists its product as uncharacterized. Bases 1850 to 4180 code for a protein of 776 amino acids. Lineage: Eukaryota; Metazoa; Arthropoda; Insecta; Hymenoptera; Formicidae. The transcript has 7 exons. Gene Ontology annotation, molecular function: metal ion binding. The record is from RefSeq and is a predicted model, not a curated record.